Molecule: messenger RNA, 1750 nt
Organism: Aricia agestis (brown argus)
Lineage: Eukaryota; Metazoa; Arthropoda; Insecta; Lepidoptera; Lycaenidae
Gene: Fuca
Product: alpha-L-fucosidase
Exons: 7
Coding region: 198-1721 (507 amino acids)
Biological process (GO): fucose metabolic process; glycoside catabolic process
Cellular component (GO): lysosome
Molecular function (GO): alpha-L-fucosidase activity
Source: RefSeq, a predicted model, not a curated record
GGGCUUCUCGCACACAUCGCAAUUAGGCGAAGGCUUAAUUCCAACCAAGUAGCAAAAUUUAUUUGCUGGAAUGUGCCCAGAUCGUAAUCUAAAGGCUGACACCAACAACUUUCUCGAUAAAUUACACGAAAUAAACCAAGGCUCCCAUACUGGUUUAUUCUGGAUGGUUCCGUACCAAACUCCAACACCUCUUUGUAAUGCCUCGCCGAAAUGUUUCAAGUUGGAAUUUAAUGAUGGUUUCUAAACUGAAAUUACGAACUUCUACAAUACUGUUUAUAAUUAUCUGGUUGUGCAUGAAUGUAGUGAGUUCUGAAAUAAGACCUCAUCUAAGAAGAAAGGAGCAGAGCCAGAAGCAUCACGUUCUCCGUCGUGACAGGAAGUAUGCCCCAACUUGGCAAGACUUGGACACUCGCCCGCUGCCAGAAUGGUACGACAAAGCCAAGAUUGGCAUUUUCCUCCACUGGGGUGUAUACUGCGUGCCAGGUUUCGGAUCUGAAUGGUUCUGGAGCAACUUGAAAGGAGGAAGCAAAUCAGUUACCAAUUUCAUGUCCAAAAACUAUCCCCCUGGGUUUUCAUACCAGGAGUUUGCACCUAUGUUCAAAGCUGAGUUCUUUGACCCUCAAGCCUGGGCUACAUUGUUUUCCAAAGCAGGAGCAAAGUAUAUAGUGCUGACAAGCAAACACCACGAUGGUUACACAUUGUUUCCAUCAAAACGCUCAUUCAGUUGGAAUUCUGUCGAGGUUGGGCCCAAAAGAGACAUUGUUGGUGAACUAGCCCAAGCAGUCAGGGAAAAAGACUUGAAGUUUGGAGUCUAUCAUUCACUAUAUGAGUGGUUCAAUCCUAUUUACCAACAGGAUAAGGCUGACUUGUUCUUGACUAGGAAUUAUCCGGAGACGAAACUUUGGCCUGACAUUAAACAGCUCGUGAACGACUACCAGCCCUCUGUGAUUUGGUCUGAUGGUGACUGGGAGGCGCUCGAUGCCUACUGGAAUUCCACAGACUUGCUGGCCUGGUUGUACAACGACAGUCCAGUUAAGGAUGAAAUUGUUGUGAACGACCGAUGGGGUAUUGGAAUACCUUGUCACCAUGGGGACUUUUAUAAUUGCGCAGACAGAUAUAAUCCAGGAAAACUACAGAACCACAAAUGGGAGAAUGCUUUCACUGUGGACCGGCAGUCGUGGGGUUACCGCCGCAACCUGCAGCUCCAGGAUGUGAUGACCACCAGUGAGCUGCUGAAGGAGGUGGUUUCUACCGUCAGCUGUGGAGGUAACGCGCUUAUAAACGUCGGGCCGACGAAGGAAGGCACCAUAGCGCCCAUAUUCGAGGAGCGGCUGCUAGCUCUCGGGAGCUGGUUGGAUAUCAACGGGGAGGCGAUAUACGGAACCUCACCCUGGCUCCACCAGAACGACACCAGCAACCCAAAUGUUUGGUACACCUGCACCAAAACGACGUACAAUGCGCGCCAGCCUACUGCGGCGCCUGCUGAAUCUGACACUGUGUCAGCAGUGUACGCUAUACUCCUGGAGUGGCCCACCAGCAAUAUAGUGAUGAUGAGUGACAUAGCAUCUUAUCUCCACGCUGGCACGCACGGCGUCAUGAUGCUCGGCAGCAACAAAACACUUGAAUGGGAAAUAACUUCUGGAGUAGCCUACAUCACCCUGCCGGAUAAAGCCUCAGUGACAUCUAAGGACGCAUGGGCAUUUAAGUUUUCUAAUAAAUAAUCGUUCAGUAUAGUAUAAAAAUAUUAUAA